Messenger RNA from Rosa rugosa (rugosa rose), 1942 nucleotides. Its product is annotated as MLO-like protein 12. The transcript is spliced from 13 exons. Gene Ontology annotation, cellular component: membrane. Lineage: Eukaryota; Viridiplantae; Streptophyta; Magnoliopsida; Rosales; Rosaceae. The coding region runs from base 200 to 1765 and encodes 521 amino acids. The record is from RefSeq and is a predicted model, not a curated record. Gene Ontology annotation, biological process: defense response.
ACUUGCGUAGACGUCACAGAUUCCACACAGAGCCAGGAGGAGAGUCAGACAUGGCAUGGCGAACCUACAUAGAAGAAGCUCCUAGCUAUAGUUGUGUGUAUGACCCUCAAAUAUAUAUAUACUAGCUCAUGAGCCAAAGCACCUUUGCAAUAGCUAGCUAGCUUAUAAGUUAUACCAAACCGAGUUUAGAGAAGGAAAGAUGGCCGGAGAGGAAGUCAGUAGUGAAAGCACCACACUUGAAUCAACACCAACAUGGGCUGUCGCCACCGUCUGCUUCGUUUUGAUUUUCAUCUCCAUUCUCAUCGAGCAUUUGCUUCAUCUUUUAGCCCAUUAUUUCAACAAGAUAAGGAGGAAGUCUCUCAUUCUCGCUCUUGAUAAGAUCAAAUCAGAGUUGAUGUUGCUGGGGUUCAUUUCUUUGCUGCUAACCGUGGGGCAAAAGCCGAUUGCCAACAUCUGCAUCCCGAAAGCUGCCGGAGAGUCUUUUCUUCCUUGCCAGAGCUACACCUUGAGUGAAGAUAUUGUGGAGGAAACGAAAUGUGCAGAGCAGGGAAAGGUUUCAUUGAUGUCGAGGUCCGGUGCCAAUGAGCUUCAAUACUUUAUUUUUGUGCUCGCACUGUUCCACGUCUUGUCUUGCGUUCUCACUUCCACUCUUGGUUUUGCCAAGAUGAAGAGCUGGCAGUCUUGGGAGGCAGAAACCAGAACCAUGGAGUAUCAAUUUUCUUAUGAUCCAAGGAGAUUUCAGCUGGCACACCAAACCUCAUUUGGGAAGAGACAUUUGAAAUGUUGGAGUGACCACAGAAUACUCCGUUGGCCGGCCUGUUUUGCAAGGCAGUUCUUCAGUUCUGUUUCCAAAGUGGAUUAUUUCACUCUUCGACACGGAUUCAUAACGGCUCAUUUUGCAGAAGGAAGCAAUUUUGACUUCCACAAAUAUAUCAGAAGGGCUUUGGAGAAAGAUUAUGGAGUAGUUAUGACUACAAGCUGGUGGAUUUGGAUGUACUCAGUCUUCGUCAUAUUCUUGAAUGCACAUGGAUUUUAUAAUUAUCUAUGGGUACCGUUCAUUCCUUUACUGAUGCUAUUGCUUGUGGGAACAAAGCUACAAGGCAUCAUAACGAAGAUGUGUGUAGAUAGCCAUGAUAAAUCUCAUGUUGUAAGAGGGACUUUGCUUGUGAAGCCCAGUGACCACUUUUUCUGGUUUGGCUGGCCCAAAUUGCUUCUCCAUAUUUUGCACUUCAUACUGUAUCAGAAUUCAUUUCAAUUGGCAUUCUUCACUUGGACUUGGUACAAAUUUGGUUUGAAAUCAUGCUUCCACCGAGAAACUGAGGAUAUAGUAAUACGGCUGGCCAUGGGUAUCAUGGUACAAAUCCUGUGUGGCUAUGUAACUCUACCUCUUUACGCAUUGGUCACUCAGAUGGGUACGUCGAUGAGAAAAGCUGUCUUCACGGAGACGGUGGUUACCGGACUGAAAAAAUGGAGAGGAAGAGCCAGGAAGAACCUUGCUCUUAAGAGCUCGGCACGAAUGUCGUUGGAUGCUUCCCUUCAAACCUCACUCUCACUAGACACUACACUUUCUUUCAAUCACAUUGAUGCUUCGGCUUCUUUCUCCACCGUGGAUUUCGACGCUGAAUAUGUAGCAGUAGAAAUAAUGGACAAUGCUGGAAAUGUUGUACAGGGAAAACAAGUACCGGAGGGGGAGGAUCGAGACCAGAAGCCUGGACCAUCAUUUGAUGGUUUUGAUUUGAGUAGUAGUAAAAAAUCUCAAAGAUGAGCUAGCCAGCAGUUUAUAGUUUGAGCUAGCUCCAUCUGUUUUUGCUGUGAUGGGUAGGUUGUAUAGUUACUUCUCUAUUCUCUGAACAGUUGCUCAUAAACACUAAUCCUAAACCCUAUGUCACCUUACAUGAUUCCUUAAUUGAAUCUACAAAGAGAUCACGGCCGUCGUUCUGUC